GACCGCUGAUGCUCGUCCAGGCAUCCCGCGGCCCUCCGACGUCCGACGUAUCUUAUCUGCCUCUGCCUCGUCAAGUGACUGACUAAUCUCCGGGCCGCGCGCCCGCGCCUUCGGUCCAGUGUUUUUCUAGCUCCCCAGGUGCAUGUAGAAGAUGGUGGCGUCCACCGUCACUCCGCCUCCAAACCAAAAUGACAUCACGUUCUUCUACAUCGGGCUGGGCCUCGCCCUCGGCUCCACGCUCUUUAUCGGAAGCAGCUUCAUCAUCAAGAAGAAGGCCCUCUUGCGCAUCAACAAGGUUGGAGGCGUCCGUGCCAGUGCUGGAGGCUUCGGCUACCUCAGAGACUGGAUGUGGUGGGCGGGUCUCUUAACGAUGGGUAUUGGUGAAGCUUCAAACUUCAUUGCAUACGCCUUUGCUCCAGCUGCCUUAGUAACCCCUCUUGGAGCACUGAGUGUUUUGGUGUCGGCAGUUUUAGCAUCCCGCUUUUUGAAUGAGAAGCUCAACUUGUUGGGGAAGCUUGGUUGUUGCCUGUGUAUUUUGGGUUCUACAGUCAUUGUAAUACAUGCUCCGCAUGAGGAAGAGGUUGAGAGUCUCAGUAUGUUAAUAGAAAAACUGCAAGAACCAGGUUUUCUUGUUUAUGAAAUCCUCAUAAUCAUUUUAGCAGUUGUUCUCGCAUGUUAUGUUGGACCCAACUAUGGACAUCGCUAUGUCGUUGUUUACGUCCUGCUCUGCUCUUCAGUGGGAUCGGUGACUGUCCUGGGAUGUAAGGGUCUGGGAUUGGCAGUGAAGGAAGCCAUCGCUGCUGAGGGUGACAAUGCCCUUGCCGGUGGGAUGACGUUGACAUUGUUAGUUAUAGUUGUUGCAUGCAUUGUGGUCCAAAUGAACUACCUAAAUCGUGCAUUGGAUCUCUUUAAUACUGGUAUUGUUACACCAGUGUAUUAUGUCCUUUUUACAACUUUCGUUGUAAUUGCUUCUGCCCUUCUUUUCCGUGAAUGGGAAAACAUGUCUGCUGUGGAUUUUCUCGGGAGUGGUUGUGGAUUUUUGAUAGUUAUUGUCUCUAUUGUUCUCCUGAACACCUUUAAGGAUGUGGAAGUUUCAGUGGCUGAUGUUAAAGGUUCUGAGUCCUCAAAUGGAGAAAGCUCGUCAGUGGGUGGAGAUGAGGGUGCAAAGUGGAUCCGCAUGAUGAGACCCAAACGAGAAUUGUUAUCAUCAGGUACACAUUCAUUCCACGCCGUUCCUGUUGAAGAAGAAGAUCCAAUAGGCCAAAUAAGCCGACAGAACAUUUUCAAAAAGUCUUCUUAUGGUAGUCCGGGUUUUACACACACCAUUUGACUUAAUUAUCAAAGGAACCCUUGUUAAUCCUAAGUGACAGUUUUUUGUCGUUCUCCUGAGUCUGAGCAAGUUCCGUCCUGUUUACUGUCUCUUAAUCAAACGGUGGUACUUUACCUGUAGUUUUUAAAUGUGUUGGCAAUAUUGUCAAUUCAUGCCACUGUGUCAUGAUAAAAUUGAGUCUGUUGUCAUAUUUUCUUCGUGAUUUUAAUUUUGAAAUGUAUGCAACGGCCUUCAGGCUUGUUCUGCCUGUAACUACUUAUAGUGACUGUUCAUCAUUAUUAUUAUUAUCAUCUUGUCAUUUUUAUGUUGCACCAUAAAGUCAACUUUGGUAUUUUUCCUAGUAGAUGUGUUCGUUUUAUGUCUAGUCUUAUUUAUUCAUGCAACAUUUUGUCCAUAUACCUCUACCAUUCUGCAUCUAAAUUUUUAAAAAAUAUUUUUAGGGUUUUAUUUUCAUACAAUAUAAUUUGUAUAAUUUGUUUAAUCGGUGACUUGCAAAUACCCCACAAGCGGAUAAAGUCAGGUAUCUUUUAAGUCUGCAUGCAGGGUGGCUUCGAUGACCAGAUUCAGCUGGCUUCAGGUUGCCAGGGUUUUUGGGAAGACUCUGUAUUUAGUAUAAAAAGUAUAAAGUUCAUCUCGUCUGUGAUUUUUACUGCAUAUUGGUAUGGUUUCAAUGUAAUGUUGACAUUCCAUAUUUUUGAAAAAUAAAACACUCCAACAAUCUUA
Molecule: messenger RNA, 2053 nt
Organism: Thrips palmi
Lineage: Eukaryota; Metazoa; Arthropoda; Insecta; Thysanoptera; Thripidae
Gene: spict
Product: magnesium transporter NIPA2
Exons: 9
Coding region: 152-1330 (392 amino acids)
Biological process (GO): magnesium ion transport
Cellular component (GO): membrane
Molecular function (GO): magnesium ion transmembrane transporter activity
Source: RefSeq, a predicted model, not a curated record